UGGCAACGGGAACUCUGUUUACUGUAAAUAGUGGCAAGUGUCCGGUUUGUUUCGGUCAGGGCUUAAUUUUUAUUUAAGAAUGUAGAACCUAAUGUUUUGUUUAAUAAUUGUUUAAUUAAUUUCCAAAUUUCGGAGCAGAUGGCGGAAUAUGGAGUGCAUCAUGCGACAACUGGUGUCAAUAAGCCUUCGGUUUUUGAAGUUAUAGGACAGGAUAACUUAGUUUCAGGUCUUAGAGCUGCAUUUCGACAUAUUUUUAAGGUGUUAGCUGAUAACUAUCCUGAAAAGUGUGGACUGUUGUACCGUUAUUUUGACGAAGGUUAUACUGUUGUAGAUUCGGUAUUUCAAUAUAUUCAUCUACGCUUGAGAGGUGGAUUAUUUACAGAAACAUUCUAUGGAUUAAAAAGAGUACCUGAUCCCAGAAUUCUUGAUGUAUCAAAGCAGAAAGUUAUUGUAUGGGUAAUUUUAGCUGUAGUUUGCCCUUACCUGCAGUCUCAGCUAGAUGCUUUGUAUAAAAAUUUCAGUGAUAAGUGGUUUGAAGGCUCCUUAACCAGAAAGGAUUUGAAGACAAGACUUGCAGUUCUGUAUCUAAAAGUAUAUCCAUUUUAUAACUUCUUAUCGGAAAUGACAAUUCUUGGUUACUAUAUGGCAUAUGCUCUUGGGAAAACUGAUUUUCAUUCACCAUCAUUGCAUUUAACUUCCACAAAAUUAGUCCCUUUGAUAUUUAAUGAUUUCUCUAGUGAUGCUUGGAAGAGGUACAUUCCAAAAGAUCAGUUGAAAUCAUAUCCUGUGAUUGUUUGGAAAUGGAUAAAUGUAUUGGUAGGAGGUGUUACUUUAUCAGUAUCUAUUGGUGCAUUUUUAACUCAGUUUUUAGAGUGGUGGUAUAAUCGCGAAGGUCAGCCAUCUACUUUUGCUGCAUUACCAGUUCCUCCACCUCCACCAAAGUGGCCUUGUGAAACACCAAUUGAUAUCUGUCCUAUCUGUAAAGAACCAAGAACAAAUGAUACUGCUUUAAGCAGCAGCGGGUUUGUCUUUUGUUAUCCAUGUAUACACCAAUAUGUUGAGAUGACUAACAAGUGCCCUGUUACUGGAUAUAGAUCUUCUUUGAAACAACUUAUAAAAUUGUACCACCAGGAGUAAUUUUUUCGAAGAUGGCUGUGAAAACUCAAUUUACAUAUGUUCAUUUAUGAGUUAUAUCUGUUCACAGCUCUGAAAUUUACUACUAUUUUUAAUUGUUAUUAUUUUCAGAUUCUAAUAUUCCUUUAAUUUACUUCUGGUUGGAUUAUUUAUUUAGUUAACAUUAAUGUGCAGAUACUUAAGUAAUGAGAACUUAAAAACAGCUUAGAUUAAAAAAAUUUUUUAAUGUAUGCUGUUUUUGAAGGGUCUGGGAUUCUAAGUCCAAAAAUUGUUUUUUCACAUAUCAUUAAUCUAUAAUUUGUUCCAGUGCUUUUAAGUUGUAGUAUGUCACUGGCUGAAAACAAUAGUAUAAAAAUAUAGCAUAAAACCAGUUUUAUAACUAUUUCAAAAUGUCCAUGUUUACAAAAAUUAUAAAACAUUAUUAUUUACAUUUUAUGUUGGUAUCCUUAUAUCUUUUCCAUCUCUUUAAUGUCUUAAUGAAAACAAUGUUAGUCUUUCUAAUUUUCUUCACCCAGAAAAAUGUCCAAAUAGGCAUUCAAUAAAUUAAUUUUAAUAAUUAUUGAACAUCUUUACAUUUUGAACUUUCCCUGAAUGUUUUCAAGAAUAAAUGAAUAUAUUAUUACGGAGGAACUUUUGUAAAUAAAUUUUUAAGGGAACUUUUAGUUCCCCCUACUUUGUUUAUCAUAGACAAUGAGUUAUCCAGUUCUAAAAAAUACCUAUUCAUUUUAAAUCAACUAGCAUUUAGUUACUUUAAAAAGAAGUAAUUAGGGAACUAUUUUGCAGAGAUACUUAAAACUUUUUUUUUUUUUUUUCUUUUUAGAGGUAAUUCUUGAUAAAUUUAUUUCUUCAGACCAAGUUUUACAUAAGAAAGAGGGAUAUGUAUUUUGUUUGAAUUCUUAAGAAAUCUGUCGAAUGUAUUUUUUAAUAGGUGCCCAGUUCUUUAAGGUGUUUAUAAAUCAUUCAGUCAUAGGUGUUCUACCGAAGACUGAAUCGAAUAAUUUGGUAAUGUUGAAACACACUAUGAGGUGGGAACCUUCAUAUAAGAUUUCCAAGGGCAACUGUUUACAUGUUUACAUUACUCAUAAGGAAAACCACUUGCAGCCAGCCUUUUGAAAUUUAUGUAUUAAAACCGUACAAAGCUGCCAAUAUUUUAUAGAUUUAGCACUCGGCCAUUAUUUAAUUCUCAACUACAUGAGAAACACUUUCAGAUCCUCAGAUUUUUCUUUGUGGUGUACUGAAAGGUCAAUGUGUAUAGAGACAUAUAUUUUCUUAUUGGGCAAAAGGCUGUUCAUCUGCUUUGUAUGUAAAGCCAAAUUUCAAUUAAAAAUGUGUUGCUACUUAAAUCAUUAUCCUUUGAGAAGAAGGGUAUAAGUUCCUUUUCUGUGCUUCAGGGAAAAUAUAUUGACACUUUUGCUGCCUCCCCGACCCUCCAGUAUACAGAGCCUAAGGGAGAGUUCAGCCAAGCAUUAAAUAAUCUCAAGUUUUCCACUACAGACAGUCUAUUUUCUAUACUGUUAACAGCAAGGGUCUUUUCACUGUACAGCCAUUUAUUUAUAAUUUAUACAUUUAUUUAUAGGUGUUUGUUUAAAAUUAUGGGUUUGUUUAUAGAAUAUAUGUAUAAUAACAGUGUCAUUUUCUAUUUGUUGUUUUUUUACAUGUAUCGCAGAUUUUAAUGCUAUUCCAUGUUAAUUUUUUGCUGAAUUGUAUUCUUUAUUUACAUUAAAAAUAUUUAGUAUCCACGA
This is a messenger RNA of Stegodyphus dumicola, 2876 nucleotides long. It is a transcript of the gene Pex12, whose product is annotated as peroxisomal biogenesis factor 12. Gene Ontology annotation, biological process: protein monoubiquitination; protein import into peroxisome matrix. Gene Ontology annotation, molecular function: ubiquitin-protein transferase activity; protein binding; zinc ion binding. Gene Ontology annotation, cellular component: peroxisomal importomer complex; peroxisomal membrane. The record is from RefSeq and is a predicted model, not a curated record. NCBI's taxonomy places the organism in Eukaryota, Metazoa, Arthropoda, Arachnida, Araneae, Eresidae.